Molecule: messenger RNA, 4989 nt
Organism: Exaiptasia diaphana
Lineage: Eukaryota; Metazoa; Cnidaria; Anthozoa; Actiniaria; Aiptasiidae
Product: adhesion G-protein coupled receptor F1
Exons: 32
Coding region: 216-4304 (1362 amino acids)
Biological process (GO): adenylate cyclase-activating G protein-coupled receptor signaling pathway; cell surface receptor signaling pathway; negative regulation of angiogenesis
Cellular component (GO): membrane
Molecular function (GO): G protein-coupled receptor activity; protein binding
Source: RefSeq, a predicted model, not a curated record
CACUUCAAACUUGGAUGCCUUUGUGUCAAUACGAUAAUCCUACUUCUAAUAGCCGAGUACUUCUGUCGAGAUUACAGCGGUCUAAUUUUAUGACUUUUAGGGAACUUUAACGCGUUUUUCUUYCUUGGCGUACAAUAUUUUACCCAUGUUAUCAUUGUCUCGGCUUUCUUAGGAAAGGUCACGCAUUGAGGGAAGACAUCAACAAAGCAAGGAUUAUGAAGACUUUGAUGAUAUUCAAAGUGUUUCUCUUUUGUAUUGUAUUGAAGUGUUCUUUCACUAUAGUCCCCAUCACUGGUUCGCGCCUUGAAGAUAACAUAUGCAACAUAUGCUCGUGCAGCACGAAUGGUGGAUUUCAAGUUGUUAAUUGUUCGUCAAGUUACUCUGUGCCAGCCAUGAUUCCUGAAGGAACGACUUAUCUAGAUCUGUCCAACAACAACAUUUCUACUUUAUCUGAUGCUGAUCUUGACAGAUUUAAAGACGUCAAAGUCUUGRAUCUACGUCGAAACCCUUUGGUGUGCGAUUGUCGUCUUGCUCUGUCAAUCAAACGACUGACGUCAUCAAGUGACGUCAGGGUGAUCGGAUAUUGUUAUUUUCCAGAAUCAUCUGUUGCUAUGGAAAUAGAUAAAGCUGACCCACGGACCAUAUGCCCCAACAGCACUAAACCAGCAAUAAAAAGGCACCGACGAUCAGUGGCUGUUGUCAACUGUACUAUUGGUUCACCGACCUGUGCAUUCAUCCUUUGUCAUAACAACAAGUACUGGUUGCCAAUAACGACAGACUGGGGAUGUUGUUAUGGUGAUAUUCAUGAUUUGACUUCGUCGUACUGUAUUGGAAAUGGUGUUGGUAUUACAAAGUGUUCYAAUAACGACUUUCGUUGUAACAAUCAGCAUUGUGUACCGCAAGAGUGGACAUGUAGCGGUUCUAAUGAUUGUCAAGAUGGCAGUGAUGAGGUGAAUUGUGGGAAAUGCAGGAAYCCUGCUACAUUUCARUGCAAAAACAGARAACGAUGUGUUGAUAAACACCGGGUAUGCGAUACUUACAACGACUGUGGUGAUGGCUCAGACGAAACCUAUUGUAGAAARUCGUAUCUGAUUGGCUGGUGUGGGGUGGAAUUUUUUCGAUGCGCCAAUGAGAAGUGUGUUUUUAAAGGCAAAGUAUGUGAUGGUAACGAUGACUGUGRCGAUAACUCGGACGAACAUGGAUGUAUAAUACAUAAUAGUGCCACCAGGUGUGAAAGCGGUUGGUCUUUUUACAAGAACAAGUGCUACAAACGCUUCAAGUCAUCUUUAACAUGGAAUGAUGCUCUGCAAAGCUGCAUCUCAAACAACGCUUCCCUUAUAAAGAUGACAUCAUCAAAUGAAAAAGUGUUUCUUCGCAGCCUCGUUCCUGGAAAAACAGCAACUACCUACUGGAUUGGAUUAAGAAACUACAGCAAURAAUUCAGAUGGCCUGAUGGUACUUUAUUGAACGGUUAUAUAGCGUUUGACCAGACAAAUUCAACGUCUUUUACUGGACAGUGUAUUGUACUGGAAAAUGUUGGUAUGAAGUGGCGUUUACAUGACUGCUCGGCUAAAAAUCCAUUUCUGUGUUCUAAAGAUGCUACUUGUAGGCUUCCUUGUCUGAACGGAGGCUCGUGUAGUUUGUCGGGAUGUCUUUGCACAUCGGGCUGGGCUGGGGAAUACUGCAGUUACAAACGUCCUGUCAUYAAUAUGCCAUUGUUCCAAACAAUACGUGUAMAAUUUAACUCCAACCUGUCAUUCAGCUGUCAAUCAACUGGUAUACCACGCCCACAUAUUGACUGGUUAAUCAACAAACAAACCGUUUCCUCGCAACAGACCGUCUGGAAGGCCCUGUAUGUUACAAAUAUAACGGUUAACGUCAAGAAUACAAUGGAACUACAAUGUUCUUCAMRRAAUCGAGGAGGAUUGGCUCUUGCCACCGUGCGACUUGUUAUAGAAGAUGCUGAUAUAGCAAGCGUCAAGGCAGCUAUUCGUCUCACUCAUGUCAAGUACAUUGACUCUCUGAARGACACAUCGUCUGACGAGUACCAAUCCCUCGCAACAAGAGUCAUCCGAGCUGUAUCGAGUGUCUACUUGAACAACCCAGGCUACAGAAGAACCAGUAUUGUACAAUUCAGACGAGGGUCCGUCAUAUGUGAGUUCAUCCUACAGCUCAGUGCUCAAAAUAAAGAUCACCUGACGGAAUUACUACGACAAACCGUUAGAAAGGGCUCCAUCGCUGAGUUUAAAGUCGAUAAAAAGUACUUACUUACAGAAAAAAUAACUAAAGUUUGUCCAUAUGACUUCUUUAAUGUCUCGUGGCCUGUAACUUUACCCUCCAGUACUCAUGUUCAGCGGUGUCCUAACGAUGGACUUGGAACAGCAAGGAGGAAAUGCAGUGAUGAAGGAAAAUGGGAAGUACCUGACUACAAUGACUGCGCAUCUAAAAAUAUCAUGGAGCUGCAAACACAGAUGGCUUCAGUUUUAAACAAGACGAUACCAUCACCUGAUCAAGUCCAGGAAAUCCUUACCAAUCUUGCCAAGGAAUCAUCRAGACCACAGGUCAAGGGUGACAUCAAAAUAUCGACUCUGAUAUUGUCUGAAGUCGUUGAGUACAACGAAAAACUAUCGAAUGAUGUGGAGAAAAGUACUAGCAAUAUCGAGAACUUCUUGUUGACAGCAAGUAACCUGCUUGAUGAUCAGAAUAAUGUGCAAAUGAAACUACUUCAGCAGUCUGAUAACACCACUACAUUGCUAAUGUCGGCAUUAGAUGGCUUUAGCUUACAAGCUGCGGGAAGUCUGGGGACAAGUCAAGUGCGCACAAAACAAUUUGUAGCSAGAAAUCUUGUUAUGGGUAUCGCUGUGUUGUCAAGUGUCACAGAUGAUGACGUCACAUUCCCUGAUUAUAAUGACAGUCGUAUGACGUCAUUACCCGAGUGGCAAUCAGUGGACAGAAGUUACAUUGUUUUACCAAAUUCUGCUUUCAACGCGUCUCGAGUUAGCAGAGUUUCAAGUUUGCUCUACAGAACGUUGUCAUUAUUCCUGAAUAUUACCAGUGCAUAUGAUGCCAUUGGUAGCGAGKYUUUUUUGGGAUCAAGAAUCAUCGCUGCUUCUAUUAAGCCCACUGUGUCGCUUGUGGAUCCUGUGGURACUAUUUACAACAAUGUUCAGAAGUCCAGGCAUCCACCUUYGUGUGUGUUUUGGGAUUUUCAAUUGAAUUCCAAUGGUGGUGGUUGGUCACGUGAUGGAUGCCGUAUGACGUCACAAGAUGGUGGUAGAGUCACGUGUGAAUGUGAUCACAUGACGAACUUUGCUGUGCUUGUGAGUUCAUAUCAACUUAAGGAACACGAUCUUCCCCUGCGUAUUAUAACGUUCAUUGGUUGUGGUUUGUCUCUUCUUGGUCUUGUGGUAACACUUCUAGUACAUGUAGUGCUUUGGAGGAGACUGAAGUCCAAUAAAACCACAAUCCAUGUAAACCUGUGUGUUGCUCUUCUCGUUGCCAAUGUAGUGUUGCUUGCUGGUUUGGACAAGACGUCAGAUAAAAUUGUCUGCACCGCGAUUGCAGCCAUUUUGCAUUAUUUCUUCUUGUCCGCGGUGGCAUGGAUGCUAGUGGAAGGAAUUCAGAUUUAUGUCGCUAUAGUGAUGGUGUUUGAAACAGAUCGAAAGGGAAAAUACUUCUUUCUGAUUGGCUGGGGCUUGCCUGUUUUGAUUGUUGGCAUAGCAAUGGCUGUGACGCAAAUGAAKGGAUAUGGCACCCAAACAGCAUGUUGGCUGUCCGCUGACCAAGGUUUACUAUAUGCCUUCAUUGGACCAGUCGUGGUAGUUGUACUGGUCAAUAUCGUUAUUUUUGUUCUGGUUGUUCGAGCUAUGAUGACCACACAGAGAAUGGUGACAGCGGACGAGAAACAGAAAGCCAGGUUGGCUGCAAAAUGCUGUGCAGUGCUGCUGCCCUUGCUCGGUUUAACAUGGAGUUUUGGUGUCCUAGCUAUUGACCAAAAUGUCGUCAUAUUUUUAUAUCUUUUUGCAAUCUUCAACUCGUUACAGGGUUUCUUCAUAUUUGUCUUCCAUUGUUUAUUGGAUCAGCAGGUACGUUCAGCUGUAAGUGCGUGGCUAAUUCUGAGAGAAAGUUCAGAGUCUGGUUUAAAACUUAAGGUCAUUUCUUCUUCAUCCGAUCACAGUAAACAUAGAGAACACAUUAAUAGGAUUACUACAGAUUCAUUAACACCAUUUCCUGAUGACAUCAGAACGAGUAGCAAAGUAGCACCGAAAUAUGUAAGUACCAAAUACAAGCCAUCAAAAACCUGACAUCUAGUAUGUUGGCAGUGUCUUAUGUAGUUGUACAUUGCUACGAAAAAAGUGUAGAUGUUGAUGAUUCGCUCUACCGCCGUACUUCUGACGAUUAUUGCUCGGGACUGUCACCAAAAAAUCGAAGCUCAUCCCGAUCAUGGCGGGACUCGUUGUUCUUGGCUCGGGACUCGAUGCCGUAUUAUUUUAAAAAACUCAUCGUAGAAUUUUCCUUUUAUUCGUGGUACAAUCGUAUCUCGGAUUGUAGGCUCUUCGCUCUUGGCUCGGGACUCUGUACUAUCCCGAUCAAAUCUCAUCGUGUACUUACUCUCCUUCUCGAGUAUCUGUUCUAUUCUGAUCCGAUACUCAUUUCUCAAAAUCGAUACAUUUGUCAUGAUUUGAUUCAAAAAUAAAAUGGAUGCAGAAACUAAAAUUGAAUAUUURCUAAUACGGUCGGGGAAUGCUUAACAGCUAUUAGCCAUUGGCUUUAAUUUAUGGUAAUUUAUCAGCUAAAGCUCCGGAAUAGAAUAAAACUCCGAAAUUUGCCUCUCUAUGCAGCUGCUUGAAGUGAGGCCACGUGACUUGUAAGUGGAAAUUUAUCGAUAAUUGCGAAGCUAUUACGUCAUGUAAUGUUAAGUGGCUAUCCGGCUACAAUCAYCGACUACCGAGUGACAUCCUCGAAGUAAAACAACUAUUCUACGCUUCA